GUAACAUGAUUCAGAUUCAGAUACAAAAACACGUUGUGCGUUAAAAAAAUUUGCUCGAGAAUCAAUUUAGACACCAGUGUUUCACUAUUUAACUCAAGUAUUUACACGACUAACAACCCAAGAUGCAUUUAGUCAAGGUGAAAAAGCGAGUAACGGCGAAAACACUUUCGGAGAAAAUUCACGAACAAUUUACCCCCGGGCCAACCAAAGACGUUGACGACUCCGGAGAUGAGGAUACUCGGCCGCGUUUCAGUGAAUUUGAUGAAAACGAUGUUGAGCUUGAGCGGGUGGCCAGCAGCGGGCUGAGCGAUUUCCGCAAGCAAAACGUAGCACAUUUGGAUUCGGUCGAUACGAAAUAUCGGGGCAAAGUUUCUUCACGAGGGGAUGUCUUUGACAUCUCAGCCGACGAAAAGGAAGAACCAUCAUCGGAAGAGGAUGAACAGUUUGAUCAAGAUGCCAGUCAUCAACCAGGUGCGUUUGUAAGGCUUAAGCCACAAUCGGAAUCGGACGACGAUGCGUAUUCAGAUGAAGAUGAAUUGCUAUCCAGUGAUGACGAUUUUGAUAAUGAAAAUGACAUUUCGCUGAGUGACUUUGUUGAGGACAAAAGUGGUAACAAUCAGAAACUACUGGACGAUGAAAAUCGUCAGGACUCUGUUCAGAAGGGAGUCUGCGUACAAAAUCAACUAAAACUGUGGGAACGCUUGUUGGAGAUUCGGAUAAAACUGCAACCUAGUUUAAUUACCGCCAACUCUUUUCCAUAUGAGGAUAAAUUCAACAGUCUAGCUAAAGACACUCAAUUCAAAGAAGCAGCUGAAAAGCUUUCCAAAACCGUUGAAUCUACUCUGCAAAACUUAAUUGAACUACAGGAAGUUUUAACUCAGCAGUUUCCAGAGUCAAAGAAUGUUCUGAAAGCUGGCGCAAAGCGCAAACUGAGACGCAUUGCUUCCGGUUUAAACGAUAAGAAACAGCGAAUUAACAACUACGAGUCAGCAAUUUGCGAAAAUUUCUCCAGUCAGAAGCAAUACCGAAACGACGUAAUACAAAAAUGGCAUGAUCGCACUAAAGCUUCCGGCAACGUCAAGAACGCUCAGCAAUCGCUGGACAUCGUAAAGAAAAUAGACAAUGCUUUGCUGGCAAAGGACGAACUAAUCCGAAAAACACAACUCUAUCGAGGCGGAUUUGAUCUGUUUGAAAAACCAGCGCUGCUCCAAUCGCGCGAAUCAAAUGGACAGGAUGAACCGAAACCGGUCUACGACGUGGAGAUAUUUGAUGACUCUGACUUUUAUCAUGCUUUGCUACGGGAGCUCAUUGAGUACAAAUCGAACACGACGGAGAACCCGCAGGAAAUCAGCGCCAAACUGGCCGAACUGCAAAAAUUGCGAAGCAAAAUGAAGAAACAGGUCGACACACGAGCUUCCAAGGGCAGGAAAAUUAGAUAUGUAGUACAUAAGAAGCUGGUUAAUUUUACUGCUCCAGAAGAUAAUCGACAAUGGAUGGAAGAGGCUAAGGAUGAAUUGUUUGCUUCACUGUUCGGUGGAUCAAGUGGUGCUAAGGUAGAAGAUUGAAUCUUCUUUCAGAAAUAAAAAUCAGCAACAAUGUAAUAAAACUAUGUGUACAUGUCUAUGCUAACGAGUUUAGCAUCUGGAAUUUUCUUCAGCAAAAUACAAGUGUUUAGGAA
This is a messenger RNA of Sabethes cyaneus, 1678 nucleotides long. RefSeq names its product protein Aatf (gene Aatf). The transcript has 2 exons. Lineage: Eukaryota; Metazoa; Arthropoda; Insecta; Diptera; Culicidae. The record is from RefSeq and is a predicted model, not a curated record. The coding region runs from base 123 to 1565 and encodes 480 amino acids. Gene Ontology annotation, cellular component: nucleolus; nucleus. Gene Ontology annotation, biological process: regulation of transcription by RNA polymerase II.